UCCGGGGCCUGCAAAUCACUUGCCGCCACUCUAACGCCGGGUCACGGGCAAUUGUGGGCCACUCAGUUUAUGCAAGUAUGUACAUGUAGGACCAAGGAACAAUCGUAUAAGAAGCAGCAGGUGUCGAGACAUUGAGAAGUUAAUUUGUAUUUCUAGUUAUCUUUCUUAUAUACACUUCAUUAGUCUGCAACAUAAAAAAUAUAUCGAAUUCAAGUCACAUUAUCAAAACACCACAACACCUUAGACUAUCAAUAUGCCCGAGACCUACCCUUCCGCUCAGACUGGCAAAAUUGACGCCGACUCGCAGCCGAACCCGCCUAGCGAGGCAGCUCAGCCUCAGGGCGCAAAACUCUUCGCCGCUCACAAGGCCACACCAGGUCCUGUCAUUCCCCAGAGCAUGCCUGAACAGGAAGGGACUAAAGAAGAGCGUCAGGCUAAAGCUCAAGAGCUGAACAAGAACAAAUAAAGCUGAGCGUGGAUCUAUGAGAUGGCUUCAACUACAGCUGAGAAUGAAGUUGUAGCUUACUAGAAUGGAAUGGGUUCACGAGGGGACAUGGAAGUUUUAAGGCUUCCGGUUGUGUAUCUUAAGUGUAAUGAUAAAUGAUUGUUAUGGAUGCCAAAUAGUUAUCCGUAUUAUGAUAAAAGUAAUCGAUACUGUACUACUAGUGAUUUGGCUCAGCAGCGUACGAGAUGACUGACAAGAUGACGCACGCAGCGAUUUGUAGUGGAAUUUGUAAAUCUUCUGACAUGCAUGUAUUUAGGCUCCUAGGCUUCGAUUUUGUCAUAAGACGCAUCGUAUUGUCACCGAGUCUUUGAACAGAUUGACCGCUGUCUUGCGAAUACAUGCAUAAUUUUGGAUGCCAGGUAGGUAGGUAGGUAGAUACAUAAAAUUACGAUG
Hypoxylon fragiforme is the source of this 898-nucleotide messenger RNA. RefSeq lists its product as uncharacterized. Lineage: Eukaryota; Fungi; Ascomycota; Sordariomycetes; Xylariales; Hypoxylaceae. The coding region runs from base 254 to 466 and encodes 70 amino acids. The transcript is spliced from 3 exons. The record is from RefSeq and is a predicted model, not a curated record.